ACUAUUUCCAAGGACCCAAGUGAUACGUUGACUUUUUCAACUGGCUGUCCCAGAUGCCCGUCGGCUCCCGACGGAGGCCGCCGCCGUCGCACCACCGUCGCGCCAUGACACCCGCCUCCGUCUCCGCCCCCGCCCCCGGCGCCGCCGCCGCUCCCACAAAGCCGCUCUACCUCCGCGGUCCGGUCAUCGCGGGCGCCGCCGCGCUGGCCGCGUUCCUCCUCCUCGCCGCCGCCUACGCCACCAGGCGAGCCGGUUCCCCACCGACCGCCCUCCUCGCUCACCCAGCUGUUGCCACCAGGUUCUUCUCCUUCGACCUGGUCCGCGAGUACCCUCACGACCCGGACGCCUUCACCCAGGGUCUCUUAUACGCGGAAAAUGACACUCUUUUCGAGUCCACUGGCCUCUACCACAGGUCUUCAGUCCGAAAGGUUGAUCUUCAGACGGGAAAGGUUUUGGUUAAUCACCAAAUGGACGGACAAAUGUUUGGAGAAGGUUUAACUCUUCUCGGCCACAGAUUGUUUCAGGUUACCUGGUUGAAGAACGACGGGUUUAUAUAUGAUCAACAUAACUUCUCCAAACGCACGAGUUUUACCCAUAAAAUGCGAGAUGGUUGGGGUUUGGCGACUGAUGGAAAAGUUCUUUUUGGCAGUGAUGGCACUUCAAUGCUGUAUAAGCUGGAUCCAAAGUCACUUGAAGUCAUGAAAGUGGUGACUGUCAAGUAUCACGGUGAUGAAGUCCCCUACCUUAAUGAGCUGGAGUAUGUAGAUGGUGAAGUCUGGGCAAAUGUCUGGCAGACAGAUUGCAUAGCUAGAGUGUCCCCUGAAGAUGGCCUAGUGGUGGGCUGGAUCUUUCUUCAUGAGCUGAGGCGGCAGUUGUGGAACUCAGGCAAUACGAAUAUUGAUGUCUUAAACGGGAUAGCUUGGGAUGAAAGAAACCACAGAUUAUUUGUGACAGGGAAACUGUGGCCAAAGCUCUAUGAGAUCAAGCUACGGGCAGUAGAUGGUCCAGCAGAUGGAUCUGUAGAAAAACUUUGUCCAAAAGCCAGCUUCUAUCGCUGAAGAGUGUACCACGGCAUAUAUACUGGGGCGUGCUAACAUGGGCCUUAAUUUGUCUAACCGCAUGAUGCGAAGAAUGUGGAGAUGUGAGUACAUGCAUGUUUGAUUUGGUACCAGUCUCUCAUAUACCCAUGAGUUAGUACUGGUUGGGAUAGUUGUAGGAUUUUUUUAAAAAAAAUGAAUAUUUCUUAUAGCUGUAAAUUGUUGUAACUUGUAUGAAUUUUGAUGAUGGUUGUGUUGGUUGCAAGGUGCAAUUUCAAGAAAUUUAGUGUUGUUGGGAAGAGAAUAGUAUUACCUGUAUGUAGCACAGGCCAAAGAAGAGUGCUUAUAUCACUUGUUUGCUGUGAUAUUUGAAAUGAAGGAAAUGGGAUCUUCUCAUCAUCUUUCAGUAUAAACACUGCUGUUUUGGAUGAAGAGGUACUUUAGGUGAAGUAGGAAUUGAUGUACAUAUUGUAGAGGGGCGCUGCUGCACUUGAUGAUGUAGAUCCAGUUGUGUU
This is a messenger RNA of Sorghum bicolor (sorghum), 1552 nucleotides long. RefSeq names its product glutaminyl-peptide cyclotransferase. NCBI's taxonomy places the organism in Eukaryota, Viridiplantae, Streptophyta, Magnoliopsida, Poales, Poaceae. The transcript is spliced from 11 exons. The record is from RefSeq and is a predicted model, not a curated record. The coding region runs from base 54 to 1058 and encodes 334 amino acids. Gene Ontology annotation, molecular function: glutaminyl-peptide cyclotransferase activity.